Messenger RNA from Nomascus leucogenys (northern white-cheeked gibbon), 2329 nucleotides. RefSeq names its product retinoic acid receptor responder 1 (gene RARRES1). Gene Ontology annotation, biological process: negative regulation of cell population proliferation. Gene Ontology annotation, molecular function: metalloendopeptidase inhibitor activity. The record is from RefSeq and is a predicted model, not a curated record. NCBI's taxonomy places the organism in Eukaryota, Metazoa, Chordata, Mammalia, Primates, Hylobatidae.
AGAGUUGCCAACACUUGCUGCCUCCAUUCCCUGAAGCCCCAUCCAUGCCUCACCCCGCUGGAAUCCGACUUCCACCCCCGGCCUUUAAAUCUGCCUCGCACAGGGGUUAUCAAUAUAUCAAUGACCUACUUGCUUCUGAGACAAAUGGGAUUCUCAGGCCUUAUCUUACCCUGCCUUGCUGCCCACUCCUCCUGCCUCUCCUCCUGGGCAGGACCGGCAGGUGCUCAGGCCCGUCCCCAGCCGCUGGCUCGGGCGUCCCAGGCUCCCUGCCGGCGUCCACCUUCAGCCUCCUCUCCAGCCCCAGCCCUCUGGCGACUUCUCCCACCUCCACAGUGGCUGUGCCACGAUGAGUCCCAUCAAUGCCCGCUGCAGCCUGCCCCUUUCUCCGCCGGUCCCCUUUCACCUACUGGGAAAUCACACAACCCUAAGGCUUGGAGAAUCCAAGCAGUUUCCCUCUAAACCCCCAGGGUUGCGAAACCGCAGGGGAAACGCCAAGUCCCUGAGCUGGGCUAGGGGCGCCGUACGAGGUAGCACGGGCGGGACGCGAUUCCUCGGGGGAGGCGUCCCCACUGUCCCCCCAACCCCGUCCCUCUCCCCCUGCGGCCCGGGCCAGAAGCACCCGGCCCCGCGCCGCAGAGGCGAUGCCGCAUCCUGGCACCAAGCCCGGGCAGCGGGGAGGGGCAGAGAGAACCCAGGGGCUGCGGGAAGCGUGGAAAGGGAGUGGCCCCAAGGGGACCCGGGCUCGCUCCAGACCUUCGCUCCGGGGGCGGAGGGGAGGGGCCCACCACGGCCUUAUUUCCGCGAGCGCCGGCACUGCCCGCUCCAAGCCCGGGUCUGUCGGGUGCCGAGCCAACUUUCUUGCGCCCAUGGAGCCCCGCCGGCAACCGCUGCCCGCUCCCUGGUCCGGGCCCGGGGGCCCGCGCCCCACCGCCUCGCUGCUCGCGCUGCUGCUGUUGCUGGCCCCGGUGGUGGCGCCCGCGGGGUCCGGGGGCACCGACGACCCUGGGCAGCCUCAGGAUGCGGCGGUCCCGCGCAGACUCCUGCAGGAGGCGGCGCGCGCGGCGCUUCACUUCUUCAACUUCCGGGCCGGCUCGCCCAGCGCGCUGCGAGUGCUGGCCGAGGUGCAGAAGGGCCGCGCGUGGAUUAAUCCAAAAGAGGGAUGUAAAGUUGACGUGGUCUUCAGCACAGAGCGCUACAACCCAGAGUCUUUACUUCAGGAAGGUGAGGGACGUUUGGGGAAAUGUUCUGCUCGAGUGUUUUUCAAGAAUCAGAAACCCAGACCAGCCAUCAAUGUAACUUGUACACGGCUCGUCGAGAAAGAGAAAAGACAACAAGAGGAUUACCUGCUUUACAAGCAAAUGAAGCAACUGAAAAACCCCUUGGAGAUAGUCGGCAUACCUGAUAAUCAUGGACAUAUUGAUCCCUCUCUGAGACCCAUCUGGGAUUUGGCUUUCCUUGGAAGCUCUUAUGUGAUGUGGGAAAUGACAACACAGGUGUCACACUACUACUUGGCACAGCUCACUAAUGUGAGGCAGUGGAAAACUAAUGAUGAUACAAUUGAUUUUGAUUAUACUGUUCUACUUCAUGAAUUAUCAACACAGGAAAUAAUUCCCUGUCGCAUUCACUUGGUCUGGUGCCCUGGCAAACCACUUAAAGUGAAGUACCACUGUCAAGAGCUACAGACACCAGAAGAAGCCUCCGGAACUGAAGAAGGAUCAGCUGUAGUACCAACAGAGCUUAGUAAUUUCUAAAAAUAAAAAAUGAUCUUUUUCCGACUUCUAAACAAGUGACUAUACUAGCAUAAAUCAUUUUUCUAGUAAAAUAGCUAAGGUAUAGACAUUCUAAUAAUUUGGGAAAACCUAUGAUUACAAGUAAAAACUCAGAAAUGCAAAGAUGUUGGUUGUUUAUCUAUCAGUUAGUCUGCUUUAGCUUUUAACUCUGGAAGUGCAUGCACACUGAACUCUGCUCAGUGCUAAACAGUCAUCAGCAGGUUCCUCAGGGUUUCAGCCCUAAAAUGUAAAACCUGGAUAAUCAGUGUAUGUUGCACCGGAAUCAGCAUUUUUUUUAAACUGCAAAAAAUGAUGGUCUCAUCUCUGAAUUUACAUUUCUCAUUCUUUUGAACAUACUAUAGCUAAUAUAUUUUAUGUUGCUAAAUUGCUUCUAUCUAGCAUGUUAAACAAAGAUAAUAUACUUUCGAUGAAAGUAAAUUAUAGGAAAAAAAUUAACUGUUUUAAAAGGAACUUGAUUAUGUUUUAAGAUUUCAGGCAAGUAUUCCUUUUUAACUUGCUACCUACUUUUAAAUAAAUGUUUACAUUUUUAAACAAUGAAA